AUGAUGCGAUGUCCAUACAUUUCAGUAUCCAUAGCAUGCACUGACUAUUUAGUAAGUGGACCUGAUGGCAGAGGAACAGAAGGUAUAGCAAACGAUCAAAUAUCGGCGUCUAGCUUCCUUCACAUAGGCUUAGAGCCAUGGAAAUCACGACUGAACGCUACCGUUGAGAGUAAUGCAAGGUAUUAUGGAGGAUGGAUGCCUACCUCAACGGACAAUAGUCCCUACAUCCAGGCUGAAUUUGGAGACGUAUGCGAAAUUCGUGAAGUAGCGACGCUUGGGCGUUACGAUGUCGAGAAUUGGGUUGAGGCGUAUACUGUUUCUUACAGCAUUAAUGGUAGUUCCUGGGUCACUGUGAGCAAUAGCUCUGGACCAUUGAUAUUUCCAGCCAAUACGAAUUCGUCGGAAGUUGUUGUCCUGAACAGCUUAUCGCCGCCUUUCAGUGCAAAAUAUGUACGAUUAUAUCCAAAGCAAUGGACAAAUGGACUAGCUCUUCGUUUUGAUCUCGUGGGAUGUUGUAACUCCACUGGUAUCCCUAAUAGUGCCCCCACUGAUUGCAGCAGCGCACUUGCCACCAAGUCAUACGGAGUACGAAAUUCACAGAUAACUGCGUCUAGCUUCUAUGAAUCUCCCGCUAUUGAUGAAGGUUAUGAACCAUGGGCAGGACGUCUAGAGGCCAAUACAGAGAGGUGCAACUCAUAUUGGGCGGUGUCAAACACAACUGACGCAUAUGUACAGGUUGACUUUCGUCGUAUCACGAACAUCUAUUGUAUCGUGACCAUGGGACACCUGGUUUGGUAUGUAGAGUCCUACAAUGUACUAUACAGCAUGGACGGAUCCACAUGGUACACAGUACUUGACGUGUUCGGCAAUGUUAAGUUAUUUGCUGGAAAUGAUGGUCCUGGGGACUCCAUGACUACAAGAUGUCUACCGGAGCCUUUGGUAGCCAGAUACGUCCGGAUUAAGAUACUCUCUUUUAACAACGCAUUAUUGCUAAAGUUCGAUUUCAUUGGAUGCAACGCUACAAAUGACGUACUGGACACCGCUGAUGAUCACUACGAAGGACAAUAUUGUCUGAAUUACCUGAGUAGUGGAAACAAUCCAGUGUGGGACGAGAGUUUCACGGCUUCCUCGUUCUUUACGAUAUUUAACACCGAGCCAUGGAUGGCGCGCCUCACUUCUAAAUUUGGCUGGGCUCCAGUGAGUCUUGGAUUCGGCGAAUACAUUCAGGUGAUGUUCACUUUUUAUAUGGAAUAG
Molecule: messenger RNA, 1254 nt
Organism: Pecten maximus
Lineage: Eukaryota; Metazoa; Mollusca; Bivalvia; Pectinida; Pectinidae
Product: lactadherin-like
Exons: 9
Coding region: 1-1254 (417 amino acids)
Source: RefSeq, a predicted model, not a curated record